Molecule: messenger RNA, 992 nt
Organism: Populus trichocarpa (black cottonwood)
Lineage: Eukaryota; Viridiplantae; Streptophyta; Magnoliopsida; Malpighiales; Salicaceae
Product: nudix hydrolase 25
Exons: 6
Coding region: 311-832 (173 amino acids)
Biological process (GO): ribose phosphate metabolic process; nucleoside phosphate metabolic process
Cellular component (GO): chloroplast
Molecular function (GO): guanosine-3',5'-bis(diphosphate) 3'-diphosphatase activity; bis(5'-adenosyl)-pentaphosphatase activity
Source: RefSeq, a predicted model, not a curated record
UGGGUGGGGAGAAGUGGGGUGCGCAGGAUAAAAUGGAAGAGUGGACAAAAUCUCAAACUUCUCUCGAUCAGCCUGUCUACAAUUCUUUUCAUUUAAAAAAGAGAGUCAGCCACUUUUCAUGGUCAGGGUCACUUAUUCCCACAAAACCCACCUGCUUCUUUAUUUCAAUCUUUCUGAAAAAUCUCUCCCCAUCACACUGAGCAAAGAAAGCGUUUAAUUGCUGUUUGCCUUUGUGUUUCUCUUAUCUAAUUAACAGUAACUAUCAUCAAUCAGAAAAAGAAAACGAAAGGCAAGACAAGGCAGGCAGAAAAUGGAUGGUCUGCCCUCUGGAUAUCGCCCCAACGUUGGUGUCUGUCUCAUCAACUCUGAUAACCUGGUUUUUGUGGCAUCAAGAUUAAAUGUUCCAGGAGCAUGGCAGAUGCCUCAGGGGGGCAUUGAAGAUGGUGAGGAGCCUAAGUCUGCAGCCAUCAGGGAACUGCUGGAAGAAACUGGGAUAGUCUCUGCUGAAAUUAUUGCCGAGGUUCCAAAUUGGUUGACUUAUGACUUCCCCCCUGCCGUGAAAGCCAAAGUGAAUCGUCUUUGGGGAGGUGAAUGGCACGGACAGGCACAAAAGUGGUUUCUUAUGAGAUUAACAAAAGACGAGAGUGAGAUCAACUUAGGAAGUGGUGAAGCAGAUCCUGAAUUUGCAGAGUGGAAAUGGACAAGUCCUGAAGAAGUUAUCGAACAGGCAGUGGACUACAAGAGGCCAACUUAUGAAGAAGUCAUGAGGACAUUUAGGCCUUACUUGAAUGAAAAUGGAAUAGCUGCUAAAUGUAAAUCUUCGAAGUGGUAAAUGGUGUGCGUGUGCUUUUGUAGAUCUCUCUCCAUGAAAUCUAGACUCUGUAGGACUUUGUUCUUUGUAAAUGGAUGUGGCAGUUGAGAGUUUCAAAAUUAGAUGGUUGCUUAACUGUAAUAAAACUCCUUGUUCAAUCAAUUCUCUCGAGUUUGUGUAA